AUGGGCAAGUUUGUGAAACCCAGGAAAGUUGUGCUGGUUUUAGCUAGAUGUUGCUCUGGCUGCAAAGCUGUCAUCAUGAACAACAUUGAUGAUGGCAUCUCAGACCACCAUUAUAGCCUUGCCCUGGUGACUAGAAUUGACUGCUAUCCCCGAAAAAUAACAGCUGCCAUGGGCAAGAAGAAAAUCACCAAAAGAUCAAAGAUCAAGACCCUAGUGAAAGUGUAUAACUACAAUCAACUCAUUCCCACAAGGUACUCUGUGGACAUCUCCUUGGACAAAACUGUUGUCAACAAGGAUGUCUUUAGAGACCCAGCUGUGAAACACAAGGCCAGUUGGGAGGUCAAGGUCAAGUUUGAGGAAUGA
Peromyscus maniculatus bairdii (prairie deer mouse) is the source of this 363-nucleotide messenger RNA. The record is from RefSeq and is a predicted model, not a curated record. NCBI's taxonomy places the organism in Eukaryota, Metazoa, Chordata, Mammalia, Rodentia, Cricetidae.